AUGACGGCCACCACUAAUCCUAACUUUGGUGGGGAAACCGAGGGUUUGGAAGUCGCUGCUGCAUAUGCCGAUUCAAUCAAAGGGAAAACUAUUUUGAUAACAGGCGUUAACCAAGGAGGAAUAGGAUAUUCCACAGCAGAAUCAUUUGCUUCUCAAUUUCCAGCCCUGGUCAUCAUCGCUGGGCGUAACACGACCAAGGUUCAAGAGAGCAUCGACGCACUUAAAACAAACUAUCCUGGGGUCGCUUACCGUGCACUUCAGCUUGAUCUUUCUACGCAGCGUGGCGCUCGAGCUGCCGCAAAUGAAGUUCUUUCAUGGUCAGAUGUGCCAGCCAUUGACAUCGUAGUCAACAAUGCAGGAAUCAUGAACAUCCCAGAGCGGACUCUCAAUGCAGACGGAAUAGAGAUCCAGUUCGCCACGAAUCACAUUGGCCAUUUUGUCUUUACCAACAGCAUUAUGCCCAAGCUUCUCAAGGCUGCUGGGGGGAAGCCGAAGGGCGCCGUCAGGAUUGUUAACGUAAGCUCCCUAUCCGUCACCUUUGCGGGUAUACGAUGGAGCGAUAUGAACUUCGAGAAGGUCAACAAGGACCUUCCAGAGGAGGAGCAGCCCGCAUACGGCGUACACGUCGCGUGGGGAAGCAAAGACCCGGAGAAUCUCUCGUACCUCCCUCUUGAGGGGUACAAUCAAAGCAAGGUUGCAAAUGCGCUGUACAGUAUUGGACUAAACAAGCGUCUUUACUCCAAUCACGGAAUCUUGAGCUUGGUAGUUCAUCCAGGUGUCAUUUUCACGGAGUUGAGUAGGUAUGCUUCACCAGAAACAACCGCCGCAAUCACAGGGAUGUUGAAGAGUGGCACUUUCCCAAUCAAGUCACUCGGAGCAGGAGCGGCCACGACUUUAGUUGCUGCAACGGACCCUAGUCUUACGGCUCCUGAAGCAAAGAAUGGUAAGGAGAACUAUGGUAUCUUCUUGCUGGACUGCCAAUUCGGCGACCAGAUCCUCCCGAAGGCGGAAUCAAAUGAAGGAGCAGAGAGAUUGUGGAAGGUGUCGGAGAAAUUGGUCAAUGAAAACUUUUCUUGGUAG
Molecule: messenger RNA, 1080 nt
Organism: Exophiala bonariae
Lineage: Eukaryota; Fungi; Ascomycota; Eurotiomycetes; Chaetothyriales; Herpotrichiellaceae
Exons: 2
Coding region: 1-1080 (359 amino acids)
Source: RefSeq, a predicted model, not a curated record